AUGGACAAAACGAAGCAAGCCCUUGAAGAGAUUCGUCAGCGACUUUUGAACGUAGGGGAGUGUAUACUUGACCGAUAUAUUAUCUGCGCCUUGAUGUACGGUCACCCAGAGGACUACAGACCCCUACGCACAGAGGUCUUCAAGAAGGACAACGAGAACAUCACAACAGACGAUGUGUAUGAGAUGACACUAAAGUACGAAGGCGAUAAUCAAAUCCGCACCCAGCCUCAUCUGUCGGGUAUAAACGCUAUCAGAGACGAGAUCGAGGCAUUAAAGGAACACAAACCCUGCCUCGCAUUCGGCCUUAAAGGUCACAACAUAUACUCGUGUCCAACAUCAGUCUGUCAUCGAUGCGGGGUAAACGAUCACAUGGGAAAGAAAUGUCCAGUCGAUCGCAAGACCUUGAUCUGCACACAACGUGAUAAGCCGGGCCACAAUGCCGACGCAUGUCUACGCAAGUGA
Molecule: messenger RNA, 462 nt
Organism: Sphaeroforma arctica JP610
Lineage: Eukaryota; Ichthyosporea; Ichthyophonida
Exons: 1
Coding region: 1-462 (153 amino acids)
Molecular function (GO): nucleic acid binding; zinc ion binding
Source: RefSeq, a predicted model, not a curated record